Molecule: messenger RNA, 1821 nt
Organism: Colletotrichum graminicola M1.001
Lineage: Eukaryota; Fungi; Ascomycota; Sordariomycetes; Glomerellales; Glomerellaceae
Product: WD domain-containing protein
Exons: 3
Coding region: 1-1821 (606 amino acids)
Biological process (GO): positive regulation of actin filament depolymerization; actin filament depolymerization
Cellular component (GO): cortical actin cytoskeleton
Molecular function (GO): actin filament binding
Source: RefSeq, a predicted model, not a curated record
AUGUCUGUCACCAUUGAAAAGAUUCUAGCUGCUUCGCCCGCUACCCAGCGCGGCCAACCGACGCAGCUCUCCUCCGACAACAAAGGAGAGCGUCUCGCCUAUGCGGCCGGAAAAUCCAUCUUCCUCCGAUCCAUCGACAACCCUUCCGUGAGCAAGCAGUACGUUGGCCACACCGCACAGACGAGCGUUGCCCGCUUCUCGCCCAGCGGCUUCUACGUUGCCAGUGGAGAUGUCUCGGGCGCCGUGAAGGUUUGGGACGCCGUCGAGGCCGAGAACACCAAGGGCGAGUACCACAUCAUUUCGGGUCGUAUCAAUGACAUUGCAUGGGACGGCGACUCCCAGCGCAUCAUCGCCGUCGGCGACGGCAAGGAGCGGUUCGGCCACUGCAUCACGGCCGACAGCGGUAACUCAGUCGGAGAGAUCAGCGGUCACUCCAAGGUCAUCAACUCGGUCGCCGUGCGGCAGCAGCGCCCGCUGCGGGCGGCGACGGUCUCCGACGACGGUUCCCUCUGCUUCCUGCACGGUGCGCCCUUCAAGUUCAAUUCGAAGCACGCCUCAACCCACAAGGGCUUCGUCUUCGGUACUGCCUUCUCCCCCGAUGGCAACCAGCUCGUAACGGUCGGCGCCGACAGGCGCAUCCAGCUCUACGACGGCAAGACGGGCGAACCUACGAUCUCGAUCGGGGAGGGGGAACACACUGGCAGCAUUUUCGCUGUUUCGUGGGCCAAGGACGGUACCAAGUUCGUCACUGCUAGUGCGGACCAGACUGUCAAGCUCUGGGACGUCGAGGCGGGUAAAGCCACACAGACGUGGAAGUUUGGCGAAGGCGUCAGCGUGGGCGAUCAGCAGGUCGGCGUUGUCUACCCCCACGGCAGGACCGACGGUCUGAUCAUCAGCUUGAACCUCAACGGCGACCUGACCUACCUAAACGAGGGCAGCGAAAAGCCCAGCAAAAUCGUGCAGGGCCACAACAAGAGCAUCACGGCCUUGGGCGCCUCGUCCGACGGCAAGGGCCAAACACUGUGGACUGGCAGCUUCGACGGCCGCGUCUGCCAGUGGGACGUGGCUACGGGCACCGGCUCGGUCGUUGAUGGGCAGGCGCACACGAACCAGGUCACUCAGUUCAGUGCCGAGGCGGGACAGACGUACAGCGUGGGCUGGGACGACCAUCUGCGGAUAGUCGACGAGUCGGCCAACACGUUUGUCGGCGAGUCUGUCAAGCUCUCUGCGCAGCCCAAAGGCGUCGCCGCCACCGGCGGCAAGCUGUAUGUGGCGACCAUCGAGGGCGUCGACGUCUACGAGAAGAACAAGCUCGUCUCCGAGAACCGCCUCGGCUUCACCCCCGGUGCUGUCGCCGCCUACGGCUCGACGGUGGCGGUAGGGUCCGGCAACUCCGUCAAGAUCUACACCGCGGAUGGCGCGGGCAAGCUUUCCGAGAUCAAGUCCCUCGACAAGUCGACCUCCCAGAUCUCUUGCCUCUCCUACUCCAAGGACGGCCAGUACCUAGCUGCGGGUAACCAGAUCGGCAAGAUCGUUGCGUACAAGACGGCCGACUGGGAGGUCGCGACGGACCGCUGGUCCGCGCACACGGCGAGGGUGACGUGCAUCAGCUGGAACGACGCCGGGACGCACGCCGUCUCCGGAGCGCUGGACACGCACGUCUGCGUGUGGAGCCUGGCGAAGCCCGGGAGCCGCGUUAAGGCUCUCAACGCGCACAAGGACGGCGUCAACGGCGUUGCGUGGAUCGAGGGCGGAAGCAAGAUUGCGAGCGCUGGUGGCGAUGCCGCGAUCAAGGUAUGGACCGUGGCUGGGCUGCAGUAG